AUGGACUCGGAGCUCAGGGAGCACAACAGCACCCUCGCUGCGGAGAACGCCAGCGCCGCGCCGGGCCGGGCCGGCUUCCCGGUGUGGGAGGACUUCAGGGGCAGCGUGGACGACCUGCAGUACUUCCUGAUCGGGCUCUACACGCUCGUCAGCCUCCUGGGCUUCGUGGGGAACCUCCUGAUUUUAAUGGCCCUGGUGAAGCGGCGGCACCAGCAGACCACGGUGAACUUCCUCAUCGGGAACCUGGCCUUCUCCGACAUCUUGGUGGUGCUCUUCUGCUCGCCCUUCACGCUGGCCUCGGUGCUGCUGGACCGCUGGCUGUUCGGCCGCGUGCUGUGCCACGUGGUGCCCUUCCUGCAGUGCGUGUCGGUGCUGGUGUCCACGCUGAUCCUCAUGGCCAUCGCCGUGGUCCGCUACCACACGGUCAGGCGCCCGCUGUCCAGCAGCCUCACGGCCAACCACGGCUACUUCCUGAUCGCCGCGGUGUGGACGCUGGGGCUGGCGCUGUGCGCCCCGCUGCCCGUGUUCCACCGCCUGGUGGAGCUGCGCGACACGGUGGGCGCGGUCGUGUGCGUGGAGGCCUGUCCGUCGUCCGCCUACAGGGUGGCCUUCACGCUGAGCCUGUUGCUGGCGCAGUACGUGCUCCCGCUGCUGUGCCUCACCGCCAGCCACGCCGGCCUCUGCAGGAGCCUGCGCUGCGGCCUGGGCUCCAACGCCAAGGUGGUCCCCGGAGUCCCCACCUGCUUCGAGGUGAAAGCCGAGGAGAACUCGGACGGCCCCCAGCCCAGGGCACAGCGCUCGGCCACGCGCAUCCGAAAGCGGUCGCGCAGUGUGGUCUACAGGCUGACCGUGCUGAUCCUGGUGUUCGCCGUCAGCUGGAUGCCCCUGCACCUGUUCCACGUGGUCACCGACUUCAACGACAGCCUCAUCUCCAACCGGCACUUCAAGCUGGUGUACUGCGUGUGCCACCUGCUGGGCAUGACGUCCUGCUGUCUUAACCCACUCCUGUACGGAUUCCUCAAUAACGGGGUCAAGGCCGACCUGCUGUCUCUUACACCCUGCCUUCACGUGUCCUGACCCUCGGCCUGCGCCAGGGUCAGUACGCGGGGUCGUCUGGGAUACGU
Messenger RNA from Tupaia belangeri chinensis (Chinese tree shrew), 1124 nucleotides. RefSeq names its product neuropeptide Y receptor Y5 (gene NPY5R). The transcript has 2 exons. NCBI's taxonomy places the organism in Eukaryota, Metazoa, Chordata, Mammalia, Scandentia, Tupaiidae. Gene Ontology annotation, molecular function: peptide YY receptor activity; pancreatic polypeptide receptor activity; neuropeptide binding. The record is from RefSeq and is a predicted model, not a curated record. Gene Ontology annotation, cellular component: plasma membrane; neuron projection. Bases 1 to 1077 code for a protein of 358 amino acids. Gene Ontology annotation, biological process: G protein-coupled receptor signaling pathway; chemical synaptic transmission.